Eimeria tenella is the source of this 345-nucleotide messenger RNA. RefSeq lists its product as uncharacterized. The record is from RefSeq and is a predicted model, not a curated record. The coding region runs from base 1 to 345 and encodes 114 amino acids. NCBI's taxonomy places the organism in Eukaryota, Apicomplexa, Conoidasida, Eucoccidiorida, Eimeriidae. The transcript has a single exon.
AUGUUAAGCAGAAACAGAAGGCUAUGCUGCUGUCAAAAAGCGCAGCAGCAGCGCCGAAUUCGCAGGGACCGCAGCACAGCAGCAGCACAGCUCCAGCAGCUGCUGGUGCAACAGAGCACCAGCAGCAGCAACAUACCAGCAGGAGCAGGAGCAGCAGCAGCAACACACCUGCCGCAGCAACAGUGGAUGCAGAAAGCUGCACAGCAAGUGUGGCCGCAACAGCAGCAACAGACAGCAGAAGCAUCAGCAGCACCAGGAAAAGCAGCAAAAGCGGCAGCAGCAGCAGCAGCGGCAGCAGCAGCAGCGGCACACAGGGAUGAUCAGUGGACGCAACGGGGCACCUGA